This is a messenger RNA of Tachyglossus aculeatus (Australian echidna), 2089 nucleotides long. It is a transcript of the gene EVA1C, whose product is annotated as eva-1 homolog C. The coding region runs from base 1 to 1173 and encodes 390 amino acids. The record is from RefSeq and is a predicted model, not a curated record. NCBI's taxonomy places the organism in Eukaryota, Metazoa, Chordata, Mammalia, Monotremata, Tachyglossidae. Gene Ontology annotation, molecular function: carbohydrate binding. The transcript has 7 exons.
AUGUGUGUUCCAGGCUACCUCAGCAAGCUGCUGCAGAACCACACGGCCUUGGCGUGUGACGGGGACCGCCUGAGCCUGCAGUGCCCACGACACUCCUCCAUCAGCGUCCAGGUGGCCUUCUACGGGCCCGACUCCGAGAGGUGUGACUCUCGGCCACCUGACGCGGAGAGGGCCGGCGGGCCGGCCUGCGCGGCCCCCACCACCCUGCAGAAAGUGCUGGACGAGUGCCAGGACCGGAGGGCCUGCCAGUUGCCCGUCAACAGCCGCCUCUUCGGACCGGACGCUUGCCCAGGCGUGGCCAAGUCCCUUCUGGUCUCCUUCAAAUGCAAGCCUGAUGAAUUCAAGACCAAGACGGCGUGUGAGGACCAGGAGGUGAAGCUCCACUGCCACGAGACCAAGGUUCUGAACAUCUACAGUGCCGCCUUUGGGCGCACGGCCCAAGAGACGGACAUCUGCUCGUCGGCCUUGGGCCGCGCACCUCAGUUCGAUUGUUUAUCUUACUCGGCCUUAAAAGUGUUGUCUCAGAGGUGCUACGGUAAACAGAGAUGCAAAAUCAUGGUGAGCGAUCACCAGUUCGGAAACCCGUGUCUGCCGGGAGUGAAGAAGUACCUCACCGUGGGCUAUGCUUGCGUUCCCAAGCACAUACUUUCAGCUAUCGAUCCAAUGGUGUCCCUGCUAAAUCCUUCUUGGAAGCCGAAAGAAGGUGACUACGACACCAAGCUGGGGCCGGGAGGAUCCCGAGGGCUGAAGACGGACGGCGUCAUCGUCAGCAGCUCGUUGGCUGUGUUUGCUUACGUUCGAGCACACCCCGAAAGGGCGGCCCUGCUGUUCGUGUCCAGCGUCUGCGUCGGGUUGGUCGUCACGUUGGGCGCGGUGGUGGCCCGCGGGUCGUGCCCCAAGGACUGCCGAGAACUGCAGCCCGCCCAAGAGCCCCUGAUGCUGGAGAGCGGCGGGGCGCGGGAGGGCAGCGGCGACGAAGAGGACGACUCCUCAGGCUCCGACUUCCCGGACGAAUGGCCCGAUUUCCACCGGUCGCCCCAUCCGCCCCGCGGAGCCGCGGAAGCGGCCGACCUGGCCGAGAGGCUGGAGUGGCGGGACCAGAUCAUCCAGGAGAUAUGGCUGAGCAGUGGCUUGGACACCUCCCCGCCGAGGAACCUGGGCCCGGACUACUGACCGCUGAACGCUCUCGCUGGGGGAAGCGGGGAGGAGGCGGGGGUCCCACUGGUGCCUUCUGUGAAGGAAAAUCCACAGCGUCCAGAAUGUACGUGAGCCGAGAUGGAUAAUAAAAGGUCGCCCCGGCUGGUCUGACCCCAGAGCCCAGUGAGACCAGGGAAAACUCCCUGGGGGAAUCUCCCUGCUGGCCGCCACGAGGCUCCUUUCAGGCCCUCGAUUGCCCUACUUCUGGAGGUGCCGCGUGGGCAUGAAGGUCAGAUUCCUCAAACUUCCUCGAGUCCAGCCGUGCCCACUGGAAACCGAGUCCGAGACCGGCACCGAGAGGCUCGCCUGCUUCCUUGGCUCUGGCCCACGGGAAACCUCCUCUCCCUGUUCCCGGGCUUGACCGCAAAGCCCUUGGCCACUCCUGGGCCACCCCUACCACCAUCCUGCUACCACCGCGGGCCUCCUGCAUGGCUCCUCCGCCAGUGCGCUCUACAACUCCCCUCGACCCUCCGCCGAAGCUCUCCCUACGGCGAUGAUGGCCCGGUGCCGGCCGGAGGGAAUCCAGUCUGGUUCUGGUCCCGGAGUCCUACAUUCAGGGGCCCAGGGGAGCUUAGACUGAGUGGGGGACCUGAGCCUUUCCCAAGGGCAGAGGCAGCGUGGUUGUGUGCCCCCUGACCCCGGGGCUGACAGACCUCGUGGACUCUUCCCUCCAAGGGGGAAUCAAACUUUGAAAUCCAGUUUGCAGAGACGCAUAUAAGGUGGGGAUGGAGUGUUGCUAACACACUGAAGGCCAAAAUUAGACAAGCUGGAAAACUUCCCCACAGUAAUGGGAUAAGAAGCUGUGCCUAAGGGCCAUCGGCAAGGAAGGGUGCUCAGGGAGCUGUUUUAUUAAUAAUAAUGAUGAUAAUAAUGGUAUUUGUUAAGCAUUUAC